Molecule: messenger RNA, 932 nt
Organism: Pyrus x bretschneideri (Chinese white pear)
Lineage: Eukaryota; Viridiplantae; Streptophyta; Magnoliopsida; Rosales; Rosaceae
Product: ethylene-responsive transcription factor 1B
Exons: 1
Coding region: 19-768 (249 amino acids)
Biological process (GO): regulation of DNA-templated transcription; ethylene-activated signaling pathway
Molecular function (GO): DNA binding; DNA-binding transcription factor activity
Source: RefSeq, a predicted model, not a curated record
AAUCUUUAGCAAACCAAUAUGCACAUACACACACAGAGAGUGAUCCAAGCAGGAAACAAAGACACCACAACUCUUCAAAUGAAUUACUCGAUUUUUGAUCCCCCAAACUCCAAUUUGUCACCAGAAUCUUCAUUUGGAUCAUCAUUUUCUUGGGAUGAUGGUCUUAAAUUUGGCAACAAUUCAUUACCUUUCAAUGAAAAUGAUUCAGAAGAAAUGCUUCUCUAUGGUCUAAUUUCGGAGGCCACUCAAGAAAUAACGUCAAGUGUUUCUGUUUCUGCAAACCCAAUUAAGGAAGAGGAGGUGAGCUCCGCAUUCGAAGAAGAAAACCUGAAAGAGGAAAAGUCCUAUAGAGGAGUUCGGAGGCGGCCGUGGGGCAAGUUUGCUGCAGAAAUAAGAGACUCCACUAGAAAUGGCAUAAGGGUGUGGCUAGGCACAUUUGACAGUGCCGAAGCUGCAGCUCUUGCCUACGAUCAAGCUGCCUUUUCCAUGAGAGGCUCUACGGCAAUUCUAAAUUUCCCAGUAGAGAGAGUCCGCGAAUCGCUUAGGGAGAUCAAUUAUGGUACCUCGGAUUUUGGAGGGUGUUCGCCGGUGAUGGCGCUUAAGCGAAAGCACUCGAUGAGAAGGAAAACUGGGUUCAAGAAAAGUAAAGUUGACAGAGAUGUGAGGAUAGAGAAUGUGGUGGUGUUUGAAGAUCUGGGAGUAGAUUACUUGGAAGAAUUGUUAAAUUCAACCGAGAAUACAAGUACCAGUGCCACUCCUAAUUGGUGAACCAAAACAGCAAAUUCAUCUUUAUUGAAUUCUUCUUUUGUCUGUUUGUUCUUUUUUCUGUAAUCAAUCUCUUUGUAAUUGUAUGAACCGUGGCUCCAAUCUUUUGUUUUUGCCGUGAAGUUCGUCGAAAGAUAAAGGUCUUACGUAUUAAUGUGUCCUUGUUU